GACCUGGCGGGAGACUGGGGACCGCGCGCUCCUGUCCCAGCCUGUCUCUCUCUUCCUCUGGGGAUGAGGGUGGCCGGGAGGAACAAUAGCUUCCCUCGCCCCUUCUUCCUGCCUCAGGGAGAGCGGCGGGAGAAAGAAAGAGCGAGGCGAGCGGAAUUCUUGAAUGGACGGACCGAUGCUACGUCACCGUCACCGGGCCGCACCCCCGCGCCACGGGAGGCUGGGAGCCGCGAGAGAGGCAGUCGGGCGGGCGGCAGGGGCCGCCGAGCCGCCUCUCCUCCUCCCAGAAGCCGGGGCUGGGCGUCCGGAAGCAGCGGCCUCGGUCCGGUGUCACCGUCAUCGUGGGCGACCACCUUGGCUUUUAGGCUUCUCACCUGGGGCGGGUGGGUGCUCGUCACCCUCCCGCCCGCUUUCCUCCACUCCUGGGCCAGAGCCGCGUCCAGCACCACGGACAGCUCCCGGGCGAUCCCAAGAGAGUGGAAGAGUCAUGCCCAAGGUCACUCAGCUGGGUGGUGGAAAUGCCAAGAGGCAGCCUCCUCAAGUCCAGCCCGGCCCUGCCCACUGUGUCUGAUGUGUCCUGUAGGAACCUCCCUGCCUGACUCGCCCUGGCGGUCUGGCUUCCCUCGUCUCUCGGCCCUUGUGAAGCUACACCCUGGAGACCACCCACGGCCCCGCCAAGGGCCCACCGCCCACCCCCACCUCAGGCCAGGAGACCUCUGCAGCGCAGUCCCCGCUGGCCCCGGUCCUGCCUCCUCCUGUGGCCUUUGGCCCUCCUGUUACGUCCUCGCUCAUGCGUCCUGGGUUCUGCUCAUUCAGUCUUCCAGGUCUUCAUUUCCCGCAUCUCGUUGUUCUCCAGAGGGAGCGCUAGCCGGACAUCGUGACGCUCCGGCGAAUGGGCCCAAAGGGGUCCCUCCAAGCCCUGCCGCCCAGCCCAGGACUCUCUCAAGUCCCCGAUGAUCUUAUGCUCCUCAGCAUUGUCAGGAGAAGCACCACGAUCUUGCUUAUUCUGCCUUGCAAGGUCCUUCCCAGUGUCUAACUGAGACCUGUUCUGCUGAAGUACCAGUUCUCUGACCCUGGGCUUGACAUGGCUAGAUGGAGAGGUGCUGAGGCUCCUAGGUCUCCCCCACCCCAGGAAGGAAGGGGCUGACCUCGAUUCCACACCCACUUGCUCACGCGAGCCCUCUCGCAGCCGUCUCCUCUGUCAAUCUGCUGCCAGGCCCGGAGUGGUUCUGUCCCCCGCUUGGCAAAGCUGCAGUCAGGGCCCCACGAAGGAUGUGUGGGUCACCCCGCGUCACGGGGCUGACCGAAAAGAAGGACGUAUUGCACUCAGCUGGCAUGGGUUCCCUCUGAGAAGCCCUCCUGGAUUGAUCGAAGUGGCAAGACCCCAGCUCCAGCCUGGGCUGCCCGUUACACCCGGAGCCACCCGGGAGAGGACUUCGUCCCACCCUUGCUCCCGUGGCCACCGCUGUCCACCCUGGUCCAGCCCAGUUCCUGUGGCGUCCGAGCUGAGAGUCCUCUGAGAUGGCGGUCCCGUCUCAGAUCUAAUAAAGACUCCUGAAUGUUGAA
Molecule: messenger RNA, 1566 nt
Organism: Felis catus (domestic cat)
Lineage: Eukaryota; Metazoa; Chordata; Mammalia; Carnivora; Felidae
Exons: 10
Coding region: 64-957 (297 amino acids)
Source: RefSeq, a predicted model, not a curated record